CUUGUGUGUGUGGAAUGCCAUUUCAUAUCUUUUACACUCUAUCUCAUAUAUAUCAUUACUACAUUUCACAAGGUGUAGCACGCUGUAAUGCAACUCUCUUUUUGACUAUAAAACUAGUUCUUGGUCCUUUUCCUUCUUCUUUUUCUUUUUCUUUUUCUAACCCUUCUCUUUCUCUCUCUCUCUCUUUUGUGUAAAUAUAUUUAAUUUAUUAAUAUAAAAAUGAUAUCCACCAUGACACCUAUACCUACUUCACCAAGUCAUGACAUUCAUAAUUCACCCUAUCCAGACGAUCUUCAUUCUUCGCUCAUUGAAUCCUUUCAAAUCAUAUGCUCUCAUGAACAAAUAGAACUCUGUCAAAAACUAGGUUUACUCAACAAGUCAGAACAACAUCAAGCUAUCAGAAUGGCAAAGGCUGUGAUUGACCAUCAACAACUGCCUGUGCAUGCAAAUGAUUGGCACAAUUUGAUCGACUGGGUUCACACCUUGCGUGAUAGAUACAAACAUCAACUGGAUCAGCAGUCUAUACGGACCUUGUCUGAUGAUUCAGAGCGCAUUCAGUACUUUGACCAGAUUGCUUCCCUCAGUGCACGACUCGAGAUGUACGGACAAGCACAUGAUGAUUUAACGGACCUGCUAGCGGCUCUCAAGGGCCUUCGAAACGACUGGAAGCAUCGUAGACGAGAUGUCGAAAAUAUUGUGCUCUCCAUUCUGUCUGCCUCCAACGAAUACCGCGUUAUCAAGGUAACACGAUCGCAUUUGACUGCUCUCGGACUUGGUUUUAGCUCGAUCGGUAAAUACUACAUCGUGUUUGAAUCUCAUGUGUCGGACGAGACAAGAAAGGCUCUGCUCAACCACGUUGCUCAUGAUUUCAGUCAGGUGUUUCAGGAAAAUGCCGCUCAGAACCUUGCUCGAAUGGCUGGUAACUAUCACAGAGUCUUUGAUCAGCCUGAAGAAGGCGAUGUCAUUGCAGAUAUCCAGCAAUUCGUGCGUCAGGUCUAUCAUCAUCGUCCUCGUUCAGUCAUUCUCAAUUAUCCCACAAGUCUACCCAUCGAUCCAGAGGCUGGUUCCUCCUUUCUCGAACGUCGCAAGUCUGUUGUUUUGGUCGAUGAACAAGAGACCAUCUUGUUCAAUAUGGCUCAACCUCAGUUUGAACCCGCUGGUUGGGAUUGGCCACAGAUCUUGAAGCAUAAAAAACCAAGAAAUAUCUGGUCUACCUCAGUGUCUAGACUUGCUGAUCAUUUUGCCCAGGUUGGCCUUGAUUAUUACUCAAACAUGCUCAAUAAUGCUCAAUUGAUGCAUGCUCACAGAACCCAGAUGCUCGAAUUUGCCACGCACUCGCUUCUCAAGGUCUAUCGUGCCCUGCAGCUAGAACAAGGAUUGGCCAAUCUCAAUAGAACUCUCUGUAUACUCUAUAAACUGCAACAACACACGCAUCAUCUUUCUCAACCAAAAAUCUAGCAUACAAAAUAAUAUAUUAAUUACAUUUUAAUAAACAUUGAAUUCUGUUCAACAUUCUCUCUUCCUUUUGUGCAUACAUCAAAAUGGGUUCAUCUUUAUAGUCUGUGCUCAGAGCGAGUUGGAUGAACGCAAGAUCAUCUUUUAAAUACGGUUGUUCCUUCAGCCAAAGUCGUUCUUCAUAUAGAUU
Messenger RNA from Rhizopus microsporus ATCC 52813, 1645 nucleotides. RefSeq lists its product as uncharacterized. The transcript has a single exon. The coding region runs from base 220 to 1458 and encodes 412 amino acids. NCBI's taxonomy places the organism in Eukaryota, Fungi, Mucoromycota, Mucoromycetes, Mucorales, Rhizopodaceae. The record is from RefSeq and is a predicted model, not a curated record.